UUGUCAAUAUUUGUCUAUGCUUUCAGUUUAUUAGUUGAGGUUAGCUUUUGAGCCGUGUUUUUUCUUAAAAUACACAUACAUAAAUCAGAAUUUGAGAAGAACCUGUGCUUCUAUUAUAUCGUAUACGCUAUGGCGCUCUCAUUUAAUCUUCGAUCAUUGGUUAGAAAAUUAGUUGUGUCUGAUUUUAGAACUGGUGUUCGCUUCUAUGCAGAUCAACAAGAAGAAUCUAAUGACAACCAAAAAGAGGUUGAUCCCACGAAGGAUAGAUCCAAAAUUAUACCUGUCGAAACGAGUAUAAAGUAUAUGCAGAGUAAGGCAUACCAGCAAACGUACGGCGAUAAUGCAGUUUGGGUCUUGUACAGACGCAACCACAAGGGUGGUGUUGCUCCGCGAAAAACAAGAAAAUCGUGUGUAAGAAAUGGAGUGAUAUCUACCGGAAAUCCUUGCCCUAUUUGUCGAGAUGAAUAUUUAGUCUUAGAUCAUAGGAAUACACAACUCUUAGAACAGUUUGUCUCGGAAUACACUGGACAGAUAUUAGAUGCCUACAAAACUGGCCUCUGCCAAAAGAAGCAUAAAGAGUUACUAGUUGCAAUUGAACGAGCCUGGGACCAGGGCUAUCUCACUUAUGAUGUACCAUUCAGGGAAUAUGAUUAUUCACUCUACAAUAAAACAUCCAACUCUGUUUAAAAGCAGUUUACUAACAUAAUUUUAGUUACAAUAUAAUAGAUAUUGAUUC
Molecule: messenger RNA, 736 nt
Organism: Helicoverpa zea (corn earworm)
Lineage: Eukaryota; Metazoa; Arthropoda; Insecta; Lepidoptera; Noctuidae
Gene: mRpS18B
Product: 28S ribosomal protein S18b, mitochondrial
Exons: 2
Coding region: 130-687 (185 amino acids)
Biological process (GO): mitochondrial translation
Cellular component (GO): ribosome; mitochondrion
Molecular function (GO): structural constituent of ribosome
Source: RefSeq, a predicted model, not a curated record